AUGGACACAGCUGCUAGUGACACCGAUGAUCCCCAACUUCACCAACUCACGUACAAGCGCGCCCAGUUUGUCACCUGCCCAGCAUGUCGCCAUGGCGGCACCACCGUUCUAGCAAAGGAACGCCUCUCCGGAUGGCGGUAUGUAGUAGGCACUGGCGUCACCCUCGUCUUCGCGCCCCUCACCAUGGGGAUCAUGCUAUACUUCCUGCCGCUAGUAUUCAGACCUCAGUUCGUCACCCACUCCUGUCGUCGCUGCGGCCUACGCCUCGCCAUCGCUACAGCCGGCCUAGGCGAGUCUCAGUAUACUAUACCUAUGGACGUCGAGGACCAUUGUUUUGUCCCGGCGCCGGAAGACUGGCGACCUGACCUUGCCCGGCUACCUGGUGGUAUACGCGUCGCCAAGUCGCCGUUAGGACCGCGCCCUGAGAUACCCGAGCCAGAAAUGAAAGUCUGCAGUAAGCGCUUCAUUAGGUGCCAUCCGCACGCGAGGCUUGUACUUCUGGCCGGCAACACGGCGGGCAAACCCAUUCGUUGUAUACGAGCGGGUGGCAACGACGCCAGCAGCCGCCGGGCUCAUCAGCUGUCUUCAAGCAUCAGCCAUCGCGAUACAGAGGAGGUGCUCUAUGAAAUUCACAUUUCGAACGCCCGUAUCACGGUUAUGAUGCGACCGCCGCCGGAGGACGCCGUCACGGAGGAGUGGCCAUUAUACUCCUCCGUCAUGUACCUUCCGCCCCAAUCAACCUCCGGCAGUGAGACCGCCCAUAUCAACAACGUCCCGCCCCACCAGCGUACACAGUUCUCAGCCGCCAUGCCCAUUUGGCGGUGGCAGUCGUCCCAGGGUGGCCUUCUCUGGGUAUCUCGCCGCUUUCGAGACGCCGAUAUGGCGGCGCUCGAGACGAGACUCUGCCUCGUCGACGAUUAUGGCCGGCUCGUGGCGGUCUUGGAUAACUGGAACGGGGUGCGCUUUUCGUCGGUGGAGGCUCACCAGUCUGGCGGCACCGGUGGCGACUCGGGUCGCCGGAGUGUCCUAACCCUAUAUGCGGAUCUUGACGCGGCCCUGCUGGGAGAAGUGUUGGGGAGCCUGUGUGCUCUAGCCUUACAGGUUUGGCGUGUCACGGCCGAGCUCAAGAAGGAGAAGGAUGAGAGAAGGCAGGAUAAUGCUUGA
Messenger RNA from Emericellopsis cladophorae, 1164 nucleotides. RefSeq lists its product as uncharacterized. The coding region runs from base 1 to 1164 and encodes 387 amino acids. The transcript is spliced from 3 exons. Lineage: Eukaryota; Fungi; Ascomycota; Sordariomycetes; Hypocreales; Bionectriaceae. The record is from RefSeq and is a predicted model, not a curated record.